AUGAUAUUCACUUCGACAAAACCGCCGAGUCUGUGGCGAUGCCGCUACCGUAACCUGUUCCUGCUGCUUCAAGCGAUCAAUGCGGUCCGAUUUUACACGUGUCCCGAUGAGCUGAACUUUAAGGGACCGCCCACCACGUACGUCACACUCGUGAUUGUGCUCAUCGCCAACGCGGCCGCUUUUAUUCAUGGUCUCGAUGGAGGACGCAAGAAUUGGGAGAUGGUACAGCAUUGCAUGGUGAGUCCGCAAAAAUGGCUCAUAACUCGAAAACGACGCAUUUUAGAGGAAAAGUGUCUAGUGGGAAAUUGUAGAGCACGAAAUUUUGAACAUUUUAUCAGUUGACCACUAAUCGAAAUAUUCACCUGCUUUUGUCUGAUUUCAUUGCGAACUAUACUACACAAAAGUGGAAAAAUAGAGAUUAUUGAAUGAGUAUUGUAGGAUUCCAUGACGUCUUAUAGUUCUGAAAAUUUUUGAGCUGAAUCUUGACAUCUUAUACUGUAUUUUUGUAGUUGACCACUUUAUUGUACGACCAUCCCCUGGGGUACUGUAGCUAUUCAAAGUUGAGGUAAGUUCAAAGCUCUGAUUUUCAGUGCCCAACUUCCAAGAACUACAGUACCGCAGGCAGUGGUUGUACAAAAAAAGUGUCAACAGCGAAAAUAAAGAUGAAAACGUGGACAAUAUUUUGAUAGUUAGCCAUUUUCCGAUAAAACCACUCCCUCGGGCACUACAGAGCUCUUCCAAUUUUCAGGUAAUCGUGGGCGCCGUGUACAUGGUCAACAUAAUGAUUUGCCUCUAUCACGCGUAUAGAGCUCACGAAAGGAACGAGGACACGUGGAAUUUCGUGUGGGAUCAAGUUCUUCAUUGGCACGAGACUUUUGGUAGCUAUUUGAUCGGUUUUUUUUUCGUAAAUUCAACUCAAAUGUCAGUAACUUCUGCAAUGUGGACAAUAGCUCGAGCAGAGGCGAGAUAUUAUGAAACUGUGGAGUUGCUCGAGAAGACCAACGCCGAAUACAACUCUCAACGACCGAAAAGGACGAGAAGACGGCAGAAAAACGAGGAUUGA
Molecule: messenger RNA, 1063 nt
Organism: Caenorhabditis sp. 36 PRJEB53466
Lineage: Eukaryota; Metazoa; Nematoda; Chromadorea; Rhabditida; Rhabditidae
Source: the annotation of a GenBank genome assembly